Arabis nemorensis is the source of this 861-nucleotide messenger RNA. The record is from the annotation of a GenBank genome assembly. Lineage: Eukaryota; Viridiplantae; Streptophyta; Magnoliopsida; Brassicales; Brassicaceae.
AUGGCGGGUUACUACAGAUGGAAAAGCUUCGAGGAGAACGAAGAUCGUCCGGAGAAGCCUCGCCGUUACGGUGUCACGGAGAUGCGCGGUCCUCGUUACUCCGUUCUCAGCCAAAACGUUCUUCAGGAGAUUUUCGAUUCGAUGGGGCAAUUUGUUGAUGGAUUAAAGUUCUCGGGAGGCUCGAACAGUUUGAUUCCAAAAUCAUUCAUCAAACAAGCCAUUGAAAUGGCUCAUGAACAUGAUGUUUAUGUUAGCACUGGGGAUUGGGCUGAACAUAUGGUUCGUAGUGGUCCUUCAUCUUUCAAAGAGUAUGUUGAGGAGUGUAAGCAGUUGGGGUUUGAUACAAUUGAGCUGAAUGCAAGUUUGCUUGAAAUCCCUGAGGAGACACUUCUACGAUAUGUACGUUUGAUUAAGAACGGUGGUCUCAGAGCCAAACCUAUGUUUGCUGUGAAAUUCAACAAGUCUGACAUUCCUGGGAAGAAUAGAGCAUUUGGUUCCUAUGUUGUUCCAGAACCUCGAUCAAGCGAGUUUGUUGAGGACAUAGAUCUCUUGAUCAGAAAGGCUGAAAGGUGUUUAGAAGCUGGGGCAGAUACAAUUAUGAUCGAUGCAGAUGAUGUCUGCGAAUACGCAGAUUCUCUCCGAGCAGAUAUAAUCGCCAAGGUCAUAGGACGGCUAGGAAUAGAGAAGACUAUGUUCGAAGCAUCUGAUGUGAAGUUGGCUGAAUGGUUCAUCAAACGUUACGGUCCAAAUGUGAAUCUCUAUGUGGAUCAUUCUCAGAUUAUGGAUCUUGAGUGCCUCCGUGGUCGUCAUUUAGGGAAAGAUCACAAAUCCGUUGUCAGUUCCUCCUACUUCUUGUUUUAA